Cotesia glomerata is the source of this 2393-nucleotide messenger RNA. RefSeq names its product BRCA2-interacting transcriptional repressor EMSY. Gene Ontology annotation, biological process: regulation of DNA-templated transcription. Gene Ontology annotation, cellular component: nucleoplasm. NCBI's taxonomy places the organism in Eukaryota, Metazoa, Arthropoda, Insecta, Hymenoptera, Braconidae. The record is from RefSeq and is a predicted model, not a curated record. The transcript is spliced from 10 exons. The coding region runs from base 210 to 2042 and encodes 610 amino acids.
ACAAUAAUUUGAUGAAUAAUUUACAACCGAGGUCGAUAGUGUAGAUUUAAAAAAUUAAAAAAAUAAAAAUAAACUUUGGCUAACUUCAUCAUCAACUUACCGUUGGUUACUGUCAACAUUUCAAAUAAAUAGAGAUGCGGGAAUUACGUAUAAAUAUUUAUCGGUAUUAAUAAAAUACAAUGAAUUAAUUAAUAUAUAUUUUUUGAAUAAUGAGGUCAGUAAGAAUGGACAUGUCUAGAGAUGAAUGCAGAAAAUGUUUAAGAUGUUUAGAAUUGGAUGCUUACGGUAACAUGGUGUCGGUUUUGAGAGCACAAGGUUCGUUUACGGAGGAUAAAAAACGGCUGCUUGAAGAAUUGGCUAAAGUACUUCAUAUUUCUAAUGAAAGACAUCGGGCCGAAGUGAGACGAGCUGUUAAUGAUGAAAAAUUGUCUUGCAUCGCAGAGCAAUUAAAUGGUCCAAACACGUGGACGGACUGGGCCAUCGAGGGAAGAAGGAUGAUACCAUUGUUGCCAAGAUUAAAAGCGUAUACGGCGUUUACUGAACUAGCGAAUAGUUUAUCUCUGGUGCUGGCAGCUGCUAAUGAAAAAAAAGCACCUGUUCAAAAAAACGAGUCGAUAGUCAAUACUAAUAUAAUAGUUAAUAAAACAGAAGAAUGUAAAGAAGUUAAAAAAGAUGAUUUGCCUUUAGAAAAUUCAACGACAAAUUUACCUAAAACCCGAGGAAGAAAAAGAAAAAAACCUCUCAUUGAUCCUCCACCCAGUAAAAAAUUACAAAGUGAAGCCUGUGUUAAUGAUAAUAAUGUUAAUUGCUUGAGACAAUCACCGCCAUUGCCAGCUACUUCCAAGGUAGAAGUAACUGAAAACACUCAGCCGCUAUUAACAAAAGAAUGCCUAGUAAAUUCCAGUCUAACAACGUGUACUGAUACUCCGGUGACGAGUAGCGAAGAGAAUAAUGUUAUUUCAAGCUCGAGUAAUGUUAACGAGAUACCUCAAACUAAAACUGCUAUUGAUAAGUGUGAUGUAGAAUUAAAAGUAGACGAAUGUAUUAAUUAUGAUAAAUCGAACGACCCUCCGACCAUUGAUAAAACUGAACCUGUAGUUGAGAAACCUGAGACGUUAGCUAACUCGAAGGAUAGUUCUCCUAUAAAUUCUAUUGGUAAUGCUAAGCGAGUCACUAAUGUUGUAGAAAAUACGGCUUCUUUAAGUGGUCCUGGUCCGCCACAGGUUAACUCUAAGGUUGCGUUUAAGAAACUGCCAAUUGAUAUGCUCAAUCAUCAAUCUAUUACAAAAGUGGGUAUUACUUUAAAUUCUAAUAAUACAAUUAAUAUAAGUGCAUUUCCGAAUGCAAGAUUAGGCUCCAAGACAAAUGUUAUUGUACAAAAAGGUUCUGCUCAAGAUGUUAAAAUAACUCGCGGUGGGAAGGCUGCGAUAGGUAAAGUUAUAAUGGGAAGUGAGAAUCUUAGUCUAGCAGCUAAAACAGCAGCCGCGUUAUUACCACACAGACUGGCUAGCAACGGUGAUAAAAAAUUAAAUAUAGUGCCAAUUAAAAAUUCAUCACACAUAGACAUUAAAUCAAAUAGCAAGUUAGGUAGUAUGGUUGUGCUGGAUAUUCCCCAGGAUGUACCUGAAGAAAAAUCGAUAUCUAAUGCUCUUGAGAGUGAUCAAAAUCAUAAAGUUAAUGAUACUCCUGACACACUUACCUCAGACAAGACUGUUUUAUUAACCAGUCAGGUUAAUAGUAGCCUAGACAAUCAUAGUGAAUUUGAUAGUCUUAAAAAUGUUACUGAGAAUAGUGAAAGUGUAGAGCCGUCAAAUAUUUUACAAGAUUCAUGUCAAGAAAUCGUUAUGAUUACGGAGGAAUUGGUUGAGACGCAAGUCCUCGAUGGUCAAACGGAAAUUUACAAUUUUGAGUCGACGGAAGACAGCGUCUGCGAAAUUCAAACUGAAGACAAUUCUGAGGCAGCUGAGAUAUUUAAUACGGUGCUUGAAUCGACGGAAGUAAUUGAAAGUGUUGACUUCACUGACAGUGAAGAGCAUGUUUAAUUAGAUUUUUAACUAAAAAAAAAAAAAAAAAAAAAAAAAAAAUAUGUAUAAAUAUAUUUUUUACUGUAUAGCUAAGUUUAAUUUUUUAUACGGUGACAUCACGAUUUUAUUUAAAUCAUUAAUUGUAAAAAUGAAAACCUUUCAAAAUUUGUACAGAAACAGAGUGUUUGAUAAAAUAUAACGAAAAAUCAUAAAUUAUUUAUUUAAUUGUUAUCAGACAUUAUUAAAAAUGAAUGACAAUGAAAUGUAAAAUUUAUUAAAAUUAGAACGAAAAUAGGAUAUAUAUUAUCACUAGGUUUUAUUGCAUGGAGUACUUUAAUGUGAAAGAAAUAAAGAAGUAUUUAUAUUUAA